Messenger RNA from Actinia tenebrosa (Australian red waratah sea anemone), 2691 nucleotides. Its product is annotated as RING finger and SPRY domain-containing protein 1. Lineage: Eukaryota; Metazoa; Cnidaria; Anthozoa; Actiniaria; Actiniidae. Gene Ontology annotation, molecular function: protein binding; ubiquitin-protein transferase activity. Gene Ontology annotation, cellular component: cytoplasm. The record is from RefSeq and is a predicted model, not a curated record.
CAUGCGUCGUUCCUGCCCACUCAAAAUAAAAAUAAAACACAAAGAACUUGACGAAAUAUCGUAAAAAAUGGCAGAGUUUUUUUGAUAAUUUUUUAAAGCAAUUCCCCAUAUUGAGUAGCUAGAUGUUCAAGUUGAUUUAGUUAGAGUCUAAGUCUCUUAUUUAUGGGAGUUUGCUGCUGUAAAUCUCACGAUAACUUUGGASAAGAUCAUAAUGAUGGCGAAGAGGUGAACUCUCCAGAGAGACGAAGAUAUGGUCGGAAAAGACCACAAAACCUUGGUGGGACUGACUCCCUCGUCCUUGAAGCUCURACUGCUCUACGAAAGCUAGCAGAUAGUGAUGAGGAACCACCAGAAUGCAUGAUAGUCUUGCAUUACUUGGCAGAAGAAGAUGAUGGAUGGCUAACAAUCGUCAAGUCUUGUAUUUUUGCGAUUCCAUUAGAGGACUCCCUUGGUACUGCGRUCUUGUCAUUUCUGCUUGACGAGUGCCCUUUGCCUACCAAGGAUGGUAUCAAUUCCCUGAUAACUAGAUUAGAUCUGUCCAAAGAUACUACMCUUCUUAAACUUGAAACCAAGAUGGAUACCAGAGAGAGUCCACUGACACCUGCUAUAUGCCGCAACCUGGCCGUGGUACUUGCUUGUCUAGCAGACAAAUUGGCUGGUCCAAUGAGUAUUGCAUUACUUAGUCCAGGAAACUUAGAAUUUCUUCUUGAACGAUUGAAUGUGAAAGAACACCCAGCUGUUAUCUUAUUUUCAAUAUUAGCACUGGAAAAAUUUGCCCAAACAAGUGAAAAUAUGAAGACUAUUAAAGAGACUGAYAUAGCAGAAAGACUGUUGGUCAUCGAAAAGGAAUUUCUUAAGAGUAUCAACCUGCUGGAGCACCAAGCUGGCUUCUGUGCUCAGUGGUGUUUAGACAAUUCAUUUAAAUACCCUGGUCGCGUAUUCUCCUAUAAAAAUGUAGAUGUUAGUGAUAUAAAAGCCAUGCUGAAUAGUAAUGACGUCAGUGAAUAUCUUAAGAUAUCCCCCACAGGACUAGAGGUAUGUUAUAUUAUGCUUUUAGUAAAAAUACACAGAUUCCAGGAAGGUUAUGGUAUUGGUGAUGAUGAGUGUUCUUAUGCAUAUGAUGGUUGUAGGCAAUUGAUAUGGUACAAUUCAGGAAUUUGGGAUGUAUUAGGUCUUCUUUUGGAUCUUGAUCGACGGAAAAUACAAUUUUCACUUAAUGGUUAUUACUUUGAAAAAGACUUCAAGCCAGCACUCUCCAAGUCUGGAUUCUUUGCAGCAGCUAGCUUCAUGUCUUUCCAACACUGUAUUUUUAACUUUGGAUCAGAACCUUUUAAAUAUCCCCCUUGUACAGUYCCUUUCAAGUGUUUUAAUGAUUACGCUAUUCUGACUGAAGAAGAUAAAAUCAUACUACCAAAACAUAUCAGGAUGGCUGCCAUGAAAACAGAAAGCAUCUUAGGGGACCCAUGUAAAAUAUGUUUUGAAAAAGUUAUUGACACCAUACUGUUACCAUGCCAACACAGGGAUUUAUGUAUGACCUGUGCGCUGAAGGUUGAACACUGUCCCAUUUGCCGUCAACAUAUAUCCAAGAGAAUACCAAAAUCAGAGUCAUAAUGAUGCAACUUCAAAACAGAUAAAAUUUAAAAUAACACARCAAUUUGUAAAUAAAUGUCACACGAAGAAGACAAAAAUAGCACAGCUGUUGCACAAGUGUAAACACUAUAGACAUCACACUAUUUCGUGCAAAGUAAAUUUCGCACUGUUGCACUACCUGUCAACCAUUGCAACAGGAUCAAUGAAAAACUUAUGAAACUUAUGGUAAUCAGAAAGUGAUUAUUUAUGUGAUUUUAAUCAAACUUUGAAAUGACCUUUGAGCUGAACUGAUUGAAGUCAGGACACAGCUAAAACACAACAAACACUGCCUUGAGUAAUGCCUGUCCUGUUUCACACAUAUUUAGGUAUUUAUCUAGGAAACACUUUAUCUGUCAACCACUAAUAGUACUACCACAGGAUCAAUGAAAAUAGGGAAUUUAUGGUGAUUAGAACUUGAAUAUUUAUGUGAUUUUAUCAAACUUUGAAACAACCUUUAAACUGAUUGAAGUCAGGACAGGAAUGUCUCUCCUAUUCUUAACAUGCUUCUCUUACAAAACCUAGGAAAACUAUUGAGUUCAAUAUGGAGUUACUCUGGGUUCCAGAGGGAUUUUCAGUGAAUCCGUGGAAAAAUCUAACCCAGGGUAAUAUGGAGUUUUAUAUGGAGUUGGGUCAUGGUAAAAAUCAAAUAUGAUGUUAGAUACUAAGUCUAAGUUUUAAAUAUUAUGAGUUAUAGUGAGGACACUCAAACCGYUAACAAACCUGAGUUUUUUGUCACUUUUUAAAAAUGCACAUAACUUACUGUAAAUCAUCCCUUGAGCCAAUUAACUGGAAAUAAGAUUUGACCUCGGUGCUUUAUUUUAGAGUUUGAAACAGUAGAAAAUUCAUGUAAUAAUAAUAAUAAUAAUGGUUACUAAGUAGUUUAGAUUCUAGUGGAAUUUGCAACAAAUUACAUAAGAUAUAGUUUUAUGUUGUUGUUGAAGAUUGUACCGGCCUUAGUAUAAAGUUGGGGAAGUUGGGGGUAAUUUUUGUAAUCCUGAUUUAAAAUUUUYAUACUAAGAAUUAGCAAAUGUAAAUAUAUUUGAAUAAAGCAAAUGAAUAAAA